AUGGACCGCAUCGGAAAGAUCGUCUUCUAUGAGGACAAAAACUUCCAGGGUCGCCACUUUGAAUGUUGUAGCGAUUGCCCUGAGCUGAGUUCACACUUUAGCCGCUGCAACUCCAUCCGUGUGGAGAAUGGAAACUGGGUGUUGUACGAGAGGCCCAACUACCUGGGCUCUCAGUACAUUUUGACCAGGGGGGAGUACCCCGACUACCAGCGCUGGAUGGGCUACAAUGACAGCAUCAGGUCCUGCCGCGUCAUCCGCAACACCUCUGGCAUGUUCAGGAUCCGCCUCUACGAGCAUCCUGACUUUGCAGGUCAGAUGAUGGAGUUCAGCGAAGACAACCCUAACCUCCCAGAGCACUGGCGUCACCCCGAGGUGCACUCCUGCAAAGUGAUGGAUGGCGCCUGGGUGUUCUACGAGCACCCCAACUACCGCGGCCACCAGCACCUACUGGAGAGGGGCGAGUACCGCCACUUCACCGACUGGAGGUCCAACGUGGGGUCCAUCCGCCGCGUUCAGAACAUUUAG
Messenger RNA from Coregonus clupeaformis (lake whitefish), 525 nucleotides. Its product is annotated as gamma-crystallin M2-like. Bases 1 to 525 code for a protein of 174 amino acids. Lineage: Eukaryota; Metazoa; Chordata; Actinopteri; Salmoniformes; Salmonidae. The record is from RefSeq and is a predicted model, not a curated record. Gene Ontology annotation, molecular function: structural constituent of eye lens. Gene Ontology annotation, biological process: visual perception; lens development in camera-type eye. The transcript has 3 exons.